GUUAAAUAUGUAUAUACUAUGUAUGUAUGCAUGAUGAUCCAUCACACCCCCUCCUUAUCUUGUCUUUUCUCCACUCCAUUUUGCUCCACUUAAUUUUCACCUUUACAUGUACUAAAAUCCCAUCAAUUUCCCAACAAACUUCUUCUUCUUCCUUUUCUUUUAGUUUCUUCCUUGAGUGGGAAGCUUGUGAUAGUUCAAGAAUUCUAAGCUUCAGCUGCAUGGUUCUUGGGAGGAAAAGUUUGAGCUUUGGCUAGAGUUGAAAGGGUUUUGAGCAGGAAACUUGAAAUCCUUGCACUCAUCAGGAUUCCAGAGUUUGUGUCUGCUACUGUUUGUAUUGAGCUACACCUGUAGUUCACCAAGAAAUGGGCACCCAUGGCAAUAAUAGAGAUCCUGACUGGAUUUGUCGCCCCUUAUGAGUAGACUCUUAUGCCCCUCCCGAUACUUGCAAAAGAUGGCCCUACAGUCAAAAUCCCCUUCCCUCCAAAUUCUGACUAUUUUCUUGAUUUUCUUAUCUGGUUUCCACUUAUCCAUGUGCCUAACGCUUGAAACACAAGCCUUAUUAGAAUUCAAGAGACAGCUCAUUGAUCCUUUGAACUACUUGGAAUCAUGGAAAGAAUCAGAUUCUCCCUGCCAUUUUUAUGGAAUUACUUGUGAUCAAGAAACUGGUUUGGUGACUGAGAUUUCACUUGACAAUAAGUCCCUUUCAGGAAAUAUAUCACCGUCACUCUCUGUGCUGCAAAAUCUCACUUCUCUAGUAUUACCAUCAAACUUGAUCUCAGGGGUUCUUCCAAGUGAACUGAGCAAGUGCAUAAACCUCAAAGUUUUGAACGUCUCCGAUAACUAUUUGAACGGCAGCGUUCCUGACUUUUCCAUGCUCACAAACUUGGAGAUUCUUGAUUUAUCAGAUAAUAGUUUUUCGGGGGCAUUCCCAAGUUGGGUUGGAAAUUUGACUGGUUUGGUUUCGUUAGGCCUUGGCGAUAAUGAUUUCAAUGAGGGUAAAAUUCCGGAGAGCCUGGGGAACUUGAAGAACUUGUACUGGCUUUACCUAGCUGGUUCAAACUUGACUGGAGAAAUUCCUGAGUCUAUCUUUGAGUUGGAGGGGCUGGGAACACUAGAUAUAUGCAAGAACAAGAUUUCUGGGAACUUCCCAACGUCGAUAAGCAAGCUGAAAAAUCUGUUCAAGAUUGAGCUCUAUCAGAACAAUUUGACUGGUGAAAUUCCAGCAGGACUAGCAAAUCUGACCCUUCUCGAGGAGUUUGAUAUAUCUGCAAACCAAAUGUCGGGGACAAUCCCUCAUGAGCUUGGCAAUUUAAAGAAGUUAACUGUGUUUCACUUGUUCAAGAACAACUUUUCUGGAGAAAUCCCAGCAGGCUUUGGGGACAUGCAGCAUCUAAAUGCCAUCUCUCUCUACAGGAACAGCUUUACAGGAGAAUUUCCUCAAAAUCUUGGUCGGUAUUCACCGUUAAAUAGUAUCGAUAUAUCUGAAAAUAAAUUUUCUGGUGCAUUCCCAAAAUACUUAUGUGAGAAUGGGAAUUUAGAAAAGUUGCUUGCUUUGGAGAACGAUUUCUCUGGGGGGUUCCCAGAUACUUAUGCCGAAUGUAAACCUUUGGUACGGUUGAGGAUCAGCCAGAACCAGCUUGACGGGACGAUACCAGAUGGCAUCUGGUCACUUCCUAAUGUCCAGGUCAUAGAUGUUAGUGAUAAUUACUUCACUGGAGGGAUCUCAACAGGCAUUGGGGCUGCACUGCAGCUGAAUGAGUUAAUGCUGUCAAACAAUAGAUUUUCAGGUGAGCUACCUAGAGAGAUUGGGAGGCUUACACAACUGGAGAGAAUUUACUUGGAUAAUAAUAACUUCUCCGGGAGAAUUCCAUCAGAACUUGGUGCUUUAAAGCAGAUAGCAUCUCUGUAUCUGGAAGCAAAUGCAUUAACUGGAUUAAUACCUUCAGAAUUGGCUGACUGUCCUAGACUGGUGGACUUAAAUCUUGCUUCAAAUUUUCUUAGUGGUAGUAUUCCCAGUAGUUUCUCCAAGAUGGCCUCAUUAAACUCUUUGAAUCUUUCAAGCAACAGACUCACUGGGCCAAUUCCAAGAAACUUCGACAAGCUGAAACUGUCAUCUGUUGAUCUGUCGAACAACCAUCUGUCAGGGAGCAUUCCGCCUUAUUUUUUGACAGUGGCUGGUGACAAGGCAUUUCUUGGAAACAAGGGACUUUGCAUUGAUGAUGAUGAAAGUGGCACAAAGUUUGUGAACUCACAGUUGGGCUUUUGUGAUGGGAAAAACGGUCACAAGGAUUUCAUGAAAAAUAAACUAGUUAUGUCCUGUGUGAUAUUGCUUGCCUUGGUCGUUUUACUAGGCGGCUUACUGCUUGUGAGUUACAGGAACUUCAAGCACAGUGAAGCAGACAAGCAUCUUGGAGACGAAAAGGGCAUUAAUUCAAACUGGAAGCUCGAGAACUUCCAACAACUGGAGUUUGAUGUGGAUGAAAUAUGUGACAUGGACGAAGACAAUUUAAUUGGUAGUGGAAGCACUGGAAAAGUUUACCGGGUGGAUUUGAAGAAAGGUUGCGGAACAGUUGCUGUGAAGCAGCUAUGGAAAGGAAGUGGAGUGAAACUUAUGGAGGCAGAAAUGGAUAUUCUGGGAAAGAUUAGGCACAGAAAUAUACUAAAGCUAUAUGCUUGUCUAAUGAAGGGAGGUUCAAACUUCUUGGUGUUUGAGUACAUGGCGAAUGGCAACCUAUUUCAGGCGCUUCACACAGAAAUUAAGGCUGGAAGGGCAGAACUAGACUGGUACCAGAGGUGGAGAAUUGCAGUCGGUGCCGCAAAAGGAAUCGCCUACUUACACCUUGAUUGCUGCCCACCUAUUAUUCAUAGAGACAUUAAAUCCACCAAUAUAUUACUUGAUGAGGAUUAUGAAGCAAAAAUAGCUGAUUUUGGUGUUGCGAAGGUGGCUGAUCAAGUGUCCCCUGGGGGAUCAGAGUUGAGUUGUUUUGCAGGCACCCAUGGCUAUAUAGCUCCAGAGAUGGCAUAUUCAAUCAAAGUCACCGAAAAAAGCGACGUGUACAGCUUCGGGGUCGUGCUGUUGGAGUUAGUGACCGGAAAGAAACCAAUAGAGGAGGAUUAUGGAGAAGGGAAGGACUUAGUCUACUGGGUUUCUACACACCUCAACAACAGGGAAAACGUGCAAAAAAUUCUUGAUCAUAAGGUGGCUACCGAGCUAGUUCAAGACGACAUGAUAAAGGUCUUAAAGAUUGCCACACUUUGCACUUCUAAGCUCCCAAAUCUGCGGCCCAGUAUGAAAGAAGUCGUCAAGAUGCUCAUCGAUGCUGAGCCCUGCUCUUUCAGGUCUCCAGACAAUUUCGUAAAAAACGAGAAGGCUUAUCUCUAGCUCCUCUCCUAAGCAUGUUUUCUAUCUAUUCUGUUUACACAGUAGUUUGUAUAAUCAGUAUUUCAGAUUCCAACCCAAAUGGAUGGAUGAAUGAUGGUAGUUUGUACAAUUAAUAUUUCAGAUUCCAGCCCAAUGGAAGUAUAUUCUUAUACAUAUGUUACUAUUCAGUCCA
This is a messenger RNA of Sesamum indicum (sesame), 3554 nucleotides long. RefSeq names its product Leucine-rich receptor-like protein kinase family protein. Gene Ontology annotation, biological process: protein phosphorylation. NCBI's taxonomy places the organism in Eukaryota, Viridiplantae, Streptophyta, Magnoliopsida, Lamiales, Pedaliaceae. Gene Ontology annotation, molecular function: ATP binding; protein kinase activity; receptor serine/threonine kinase binding. The record is from RefSeq and is a predicted model, not a curated record.